AUAGGCCUCUGUAUGGCCUUCAAUUUAAGCUGCUUACGCUUUGCCACUCUGCCAUGGGCCCCUGUACCGCCUCCUCUUGCUGCUGCCAGGUCCAGAGUGUGUCAUGGGUCCCUGUACGGCCUCCCAUUGCUGCUGACUUCAUCGCCAGACUCUGCCAUAGGGUGCUGUAUGGCCUUCCAUUGCUGCUGCCUCCACCGCCACCCUGCGCCAUGUGCCUCUGUCGUCUGCUCACGCUGCUGACGGCUUCCGCUCCGCCACUCUGCCAUUGGACUCUUGAUAGUCAACGACUAUCAAGAGUCCAAUGGCAGAGUGGAGGAGCAGAAGCAGCUUCAAUUGAAGGCCAUACACAGGCCUAGGUUUAAAAGUCCCUCACAGUUAAUUCCAAUAACGAACUCUACUCCUCCGUGCAAUCUACUUAC
This is a messenger RNA of Staurois parvus, 419 nucleotides long. The record is from the annotation of a GenBank genome assembly. Lineage: Eukaryota; Metazoa; Chordata; Amphibia; Anura; Ranidae.